AUGGAAAAUCGGAGGAAUUUAUUUGACAUUACGUUUGAUACGGAUACGGAAAAUGACGCAAAUUCGGAUAGUGACAUUAGUCUCGAUAGUGAAAGUGAGAUAGAAUCGGAAAGUGACAGUCAAAGUGAAAAUGAAAGUGCGGACGAAAAUGUUGAAUAUUCUCAGUGGAAGGCAAACGAUCGGUCAGACUUGCCUAAAGGACCAUUCACAGGCCCAAAUCCAGGACCUACUACAGAUCUUGAUGCGGACUCAAAUGAGUUUGAUUUCUUUGAACUGUUCUUUCCUGCAUUUCUGAUUGAGCUACUUUGUAGACAGACAAACUUGUAUGCAGGGCAGAAGCAGAGAAAUAAACCAGAUCCUAAUUGGCGGCCAGUUGUAGAACCUGAAAUGAAAGCCUGGCUAGGAGUCCGGGUGUUCAUGAGUAUACUAGAGUUACCACAGACAGCGCUGUAUUGGUCAAAGGAUUCGUUAUUCGGCCACCUAAAUAUUAGACGUGUUAUGACGAGAGAUCGUUUUGACAAGAUUUCACAGUAUUUACAUGCUAACGACUCAACGACAAAUACACCACGAGGACAAGAUGGGCACGAAAAACUCAACCAUGUACGGCAUGUAUUAGAUGAGGUUCUUCGACGGUGCAAAGAAAAUUACAAUCCCCAUCAGAACGUAAAUGUGGAUGAAGCUAUGGUGAAAUAUCGUGAACUAUGGUGA
Molecule: messenger RNA, 708 nt
Organism: Ruditapes philippinarum (Manila clam)
Lineage: Eukaryota; Metazoa; Mollusca; Bivalvia; Venerida; Veneridae
Product: piggyBac transposable element-derived protein 5-like
Exons: 2
Coding region: 1-708 (235 amino acids)
Source: RefSeq, a predicted model, not a curated record